Molecule: messenger RNA, 2629 nt
Organism: Salvia splendens (bonfire salvia)
Lineage: Eukaryota; Viridiplantae; Streptophyta; Magnoliopsida; Lamiales; Lamiaceae
Exons: 3
Coding region: 40-2112 (690 amino acids)
Molecular function (GO): protein binding
Source: RefSeq, a predicted model, not a curated record
AAUUAAUAUUCUCAGCUCGAUUCGACCUUCUCUCCUUCAAUGGAGGCCCCACCACCACUCCUCCCCGCCGCUCCUCCCGCCCCGGCGCCCGCCGUCUAUGCCGACUCUGUCGACUCCUCCCCCCGCUCCCGCCACACAGACUCCUGGGACACUGAGCCGCCGCCUCCGCCGCAGAAGCUCCGUCUCAUGUGCAGCUAUGGCGGCCACAUAGUCCCCCGCCCCCACGAUAAAUCCCUCUGCUACAUCGGCGGAGACACUCGCAUCAUCGUAAUUGACCGCCACACCUCCCUCUCCGACCUCCGCCACCGACUCUCCAAAACCCUUCUCAACAACCAAUUGCUCUCGCUCAAAUACCAGCUCCCCAGCGAGGAUUUAGAUUCCUUAAUUUCGGUCACUACCGAUGAGGAUCUCGAGAAUAUGGUGGAGGAGUACGACCGCCUCAAUAGUCCUGGGGCUGCCGCCGGCGGGUUGAAGCCUGGCCGCAUCCGCCUCUUUUUGUUUCCCCAAUCGUCGGCGAAUAUUGAGCAGCUCCUCGUUGAGACGGCGUCGACUAAAUCGGAUGAUUGGUUCUUCAACGCUCUCAACGGUAAGUCGAGUACGAUGUCGGCGGCGGCGAGUGAUCGCGGAUUUUCCGAGUCUUCUUCGGUUAAUUGCCUACUCGGAUUGGACGAUGAAUCGAUGGGGAAGGCGACAGCGGCUGGAAAAGAUUCGGAAGGUCAAAUUGAAGUGGCGAAAGUUGGUGGGAAUGGAAACAGUGGAGCGAAUCAGGAUGUGCAUUCUGUUCCCGAUUCUCCAAUGCUCGAGACGACGUCAUCGUUUGGGUCAACUUCUAGCUCGCCAUCGGUGGCGAAUUUGCCGCCGAUUAGGGUUCAUGUCGAUGAGAAUCAGAAGAUGGGGGCCGUGGGAAUUGAGGAUCAGUUUCAGCAGAUGACUGCGGGGGUUGCGGCGAAUGUCAAUUUUGCAGCGACUACGAAGACGGACGAGGCAGGGAGUUUUGUGGCGGCCGGAGUUUCUGCCGGUGGGUUGGUUGCUGGGGUACCGAUGAUGGUUGGUGGCGAUCCCCCAAAUCGGGUAAUUUCUGACGAUGAGAGAUCAUAUCCUGGAGGAUACAGGAGGGUACAACAAAUCCAGCCACAUGUACAAUCACAAAUGCAGCUGCAGCAGCAGAUUUCUCAGGCUCAAUUUCAGCAGAAACAGAGUGGUGGCUUUGAUUUGGCUUCUCCAGAUUCCGCUUCUAGUGAAGGAGGUAUAAGAAACCCCCUAUCCAGUCAGAGACAACCUGUUUAUCAAGAGCAAAUCAUACAAAUUCAAUCUGGAAACAAUAUGGUUGCUGCUAAUCAAGCUGAACUGAAAUCUGGUGAUCAGAAUGCUAAUAAGAUUCAGAUGCAGCAACACGUUCAAGAAUCGGGCUACGUUAUAUCGAACCAAUAUGAUCAGAAUCAUCCCCAAAUCCAUCAUCCCCAACAAUUUGUUCAUUCCGGCAACCAGUAUAUACCCGCUGGAGCGAUGCCGUAUGGGUCAUACUACUCUGUUUAUCCUUCCCAGCAGCAGCAGCAGCAGCACCAUCAACACCAGCAGCCCGUGCUCGACCAGCAGCCGUUCUACUUCGUCCCUGCUAGACAGCCCCAACCUUAUAACAUGCCUAUACAGCAACAAGGUUAUAGCGAAAUGGCCCCAAAUGUCCCUUCCGUUCGCCCUCAGGCUCCUGCUGCUGCUGCAGCCACCCCUCACGUGGCUUACAGCCAGCAAGUGAACGCUCCUUCCUCCAAACUCGAGAUGGCUACAGGGGUGUACAGAACGGCAGCUGGAGCUACUCAGCAUAUGGUGCAAGUCCCGUCUAGCCAGCAACAUCAACCUCAAUAUGUCGGGUUCACUCAGAUGCAUCAUCCGUCUCAAAUGAUGGCUCCAUCUUCAGCAUCUAAUUCUGCUUAUACGUAUGAAUUUACUGACCCGACACAGGCUCAAAUGUAUUUUACUCAGGCUAUGCCGCAGCAGUUCUCUGCUCAGUACCAGACCUUGACGUCAGCACCUCAAGGCGUUUCGCCUGAUGCUUCAUCUCAUGCUUCCUCGGAGAACAUGAAGCAGCAGCAAGUUAGGACUAUGCAGCAAUAAUGACAAGUUUGGUUAGCUGCUUCUAUGAUUUUUAUUAGAAAUGAGUCACUCACUCCUUAAAAGGCCUUAUAAGGGAGAUGGUUAUCCACACUUAACGACAGGUUUGAUUAGCUGCUUCUAUGAUUUUUAUUAGAAAUGAGUCACUCACCCCUUAAAAGGCCUUAUAAAGGAAGGGUUAUCCACACUUAUAUAGAUGAGCUAGGAUUCAUACACCAAGCCUAUGUGGGACAAGAUUUAAGAGUUUUAGCACGCCCCUCACGUGUGGGCCGGAAUGACACAUCGGACUUCCAUCACGUGGGUGGGCAAGGGAAGGGAUAAAGAGAUAAAAUCUAUCAUCGACUUGGGCCCGCUCUGAUACCAUAUUAGAAAUGGGUCACUCACCCCUUAAAAAGACCUUAUAAAGGGGAGGGUUAUCCACACUUAUAUAGAUGAGUUAGGAUCAUACACCAAGCUUGUGGGACAAGAUUUAAGGAUUUUAACAAUUUUUAUGGUGUAGUUGAAUCUGUGUGGUUUAUUA